Myzus persicae (green peach aphid) is the source of this 2727-nucleotide messenger RNA. RefSeq names its product mutS protein homolog 5-like. Gene Ontology annotation, biological process: mismatch repair; chiasma assembly. NCBI's taxonomy places the organism in Eukaryota, Metazoa, Arthropoda, Insecta, Hemiptera, Aphididae. Gene Ontology annotation, molecular function: ATP-dependent DNA damage sensor activity; ATP binding; mismatched DNA binding. Gene Ontology annotation, cellular component: nucleus. The coding region runs from base 1 to 2202 and encodes 733 amino acids. The record is from RefSeq and is a predicted model, not a curated record. The transcript is spliced from 15 exons.
AUGAAACCCUCUGAAAGAAGCAUCAAAGCUUGGAACAGAGAAACUAAAAAUAAAGCAAUGCAAAAAAGCACUCGACCGACCAAGACACAGUUCCUUCUCCACCUUCCUAGACUUCACAACCAGGAUCUGAGUAGAAGUGCAACCUGUUCGAAUGCAAUUGAUUUUUCAUCUGUUGAUUAUUCAAACUAUAAUGAUGCAAAUAACAUUAAUAAAUCUGAUUCUGAUACUACAUUAAACGCUGAUGAUAAAGAUAUAUUUCUCUCAAUCUAUUGGAAAAAUGGUAUGCUGGGAGCUGCAUCUUAUAAUAGCCAAAUAUCUGAAAUACAAAUUUUGCACGAUGUCAUAGAAAGUAAUUUAGACUUUAAAAUGUUGAAUGCUUUAUUUAUGCAAGUUAGACCUGCAAAUAUCGUAGUAUGUAGUUUACAAGGUGGACAUUUUUUAAAAAUUAUUAAGCAGUUAGCUCAUAAUGGCAAAAUAAAUAUGUAUUCUAGUCCAACUAGUACUGAUGAUUAUAAAUCAGAUGAGAUAGUGCAUAUAUUACCCAAACAAUGUUUCAGUAAGUAUCUAUAUUUACUACAUUUCAAAACAUGUGAGCAAUUAAUUUUAUCCAUGUCAUUGGCGUCUGCUCCGAAAAAUGAAAAGUCCCGCAAAAUAUAUAUACGCAGCUUAAUAGAUUUCACUCAAGAGUUAGCUGUAUGUGCAUUAGGUGCAUUACUACAUUUCUUGGACACUCCAUUGAUAAAAUUAAAUUUACCAACCAACUUCACAAUAAUGUCAUUAAGAAUUCUUAACAUGGAUAAUCUAGUUUGGCUUGGUAUUAGUACAUAUGAGUCAUUGCAAAUAUUUUCAGUACAUGAACACCCAUCUGCAUACAAAUGGGCCAAAAAUUCAACUAAAGAAGGCCCAAUACAAUCUGCACCAUUUUUACUUACUAAAUGUAUAUCUGAUUAUAUAUUUCAGACAGUUAUAAAUGCUGUAACAAUUGGAGAAAUUUGUGAAAGAUAUUCAGAGCAAAUUACUUUUUUUACAAAGAUUAAAGAAACAUUAAAAGAUAGUCUUUAUACUAUGGUUAAUUCUAUGUCCUGUAUAAUUGACUUUGAAAAAUCCACUACCCAAGAUAGAUUUGUAGUAAAACCCGGAUUCAUACCAGAACUUGAUGAAAAAAAAUCAAAAAUUGAAAACAUAUCUGAACUAUUAGAUGAAAUAACAUUAAAAGAACUACAAGAAUUACCUUCAUACAUUAACGAGUGUUCAAUACGUAAAAUGCCAGAAAUUGGAUUUCUAUUGUGUCUUCCAUUUUGGAAACCUUCUAAUGUGAUGACUGAAAAUGAUUAUAAAAUCCAAAAUUUAGAAUUUCAUCUGACAGAUAAUGUAUAUUACAAAACUUCAAGGUGUUAUGAACUUGAUAAAUAUUUUGGUGAAAUUGAAUCAAGUAUUAUUCAAGAAGAAAUUCAAAUUAUGACAAAACUGUCAGAGCUUAUUAUACAGAACUGGAUAAGCGAUCUACAUUUAAUUUUAAAAUUAAUUGCUGAAUUAGACUGUUUAAUAGGGUUUGCUGAUGUUGCCAAAGAUUUGAAAUUAAUAAAACCUAAUAUACUUCCUAAAGAACACUGUAUAAUAAACAUAAUUAAUGGUCGACAUAUUUUACAAGAAAAAUAUGUGAAUAAAUUUGUGCCUAACAGUUAUUAUUCUUCAAAAAUAAAUCAAUGUAUCAAAGUUAUAACAGGAUUUAAUUCAAGUGGAAAAAGUAUUUACUUAAAGCAGGUAGCAUUAAUAUCAUAUCUAUGCCAUAUUGGAUGUUACAUACCAGCUGAGUACACAGAAAUAAGUAUAUUAGAUCAUAUUCAUACAAGAAUUCAAUCAACUGAAUCUGUAAGCUCUUUAAUGUCAGCUUUUAUGGUUGAUCUAAAACAAAUGUCAGUGGCAUUAAAUGAAUCAACAUGUAGCUCUCUCGUAAUAUUAGAUGAAUUUGGAAAAGGUACAUCUGAAGUCAAUGGGUUAGCUUUGCUACUAGCAAGUAUUUGUCAUUUUGUGCAUAGACCAUUACAUUUAUUGCCUCACAUCAUUGUUUCAACUCAUUUUCAUUCUUUACCAAAUCUUCUUCAACAAAUAAUAAAUAAAGAUAUUUUAAAUGACAAUAUAAAAGUGAGUACCUACAUAGUAGACAACUGUUUGAAUAAUAUCAUAAAUAAUAGAAAUUAAUAAUCAACUAGUUUUUUAAAUAAAUGUCUUCUAUUUAGUACCUUAGCAUGAGCCACACGGUAGAAUACUCCAAAAUAGUAUGCUUAUAUAGAGUAGUAGAUAAAAUAAAAAACCAAAAUAUGAGUAUGGCUCACAGCAUAGCAGCACAAAAUGGUUUACCAACAUGUAUAGUUGAAAGAGCUAAUAAGGUAUAAAAUAAUGAUUAUGAAUUAGUAAAUUAUUAUGAAUAAUUAAAAUAUAAAUUGAACUAUGUAUAAGGUUCUUCAAUCAAUCCAACAUGAUGAAUGUGUAAGCCCAAUGACAGAAAAUCUCAGAUACAAAUUAUUUUCUAGGAGGAAACAUUUUAUUGAAAAAGUACUAGAUCUAUUGCAAGACAAAAUGACAGAUGAUACUUUCAAAGGACUAGUAAAUGACAUGGAAAAUAUAAGGUAUCCGUAAAAAUGCUAGAAUUAAGCUUAAUCAUUUUGUUAUAUUUUCUUCAUUCAAACUUUAACAACAUAAAUUAUAUGAUUAUAAAAUGUAAAA